Molecule: messenger RNA, 1241 nt
Organism: Theileria parva strain Muguga
Lineage: Eukaryota; Apicomplexa; Aconoidasida; Piroplasmida; Theileriidae
Product: Ubiquinol-cytochrome C chaperone family protein
Exons: 8
Coding region: 68-1225 (385 amino acids)
Biological process (GO): mitochondrial respiratory chain complex III assembly
Cellular component (GO): mitochondrion
Source: RefSeq, a predicted model, not a curated record
AAUGAUUCUACACAAGCACUACUUAUACAUUUGUAUGUUCUCAAACUUUGUUAAUUUUUAAAAUAUUAUGUAUUUUGUAAAAUAUUUCCCUAAUUGCUGUGAUUUCUUAAUUUCUAGACAUGGUUUUUCAAAAUUUCCUAUUUUCAUCUCGACAUCGCAUAACCUUAGGAACAUCUCCUUCUGUCGCAAUUUCCUUAAAGUUAAACCCAGAAAUCUCUCUAAUUCCUUAAAAUAUUUUUCUGGAUUAAAUCUUAAAUCAAAUGAUAAAUCAAAUCAUAUAUCAAGCGGUAAAUGUGAUUUCACUUCCUGUUACUCGACUACCGCUCAUAACUCUGAUAAGUUAACCCAUACACCCAACUCAUUAGCUCCAGAAUCUGAUAAAAUUGAGGUCUCUGAUUCUUCUAAGCCUCCCUUUAUUGUUUUUGACUCUAUGGCUCUUACUUUCGACCUCGACCAUGCUAUUGCCUACACCAACCGUGUUUUAGAUGAUCCCAUCAGUGACAUUUCUGUUUCUGAGACUUCCAAGUUUCUCAUUCCUUUCCCAAACUCUGAUAUGCCUCGGGUUCUAGAAGUAUUGACCAAGCCUUUCAGGGAGAGUUAUACCUAUGAACCUGCCACCACUAUGAUUCAGCUUUGUGUAGAACGCCUUGAGAAUGACCGACUUACUGAAACUUUUGAUAUUGGGGAUGGUUUUAACAAGAGGGCUUAUUUUCUGACUUUACACCUUUGGCUUCUUUACAGGAGAGCACUGAAGGAGGCUCCUGAGGGGAUUCUCCUGAAAAAUUAUCUGCUUGAGAUUUGCUAUAACGUUUUUAGGGACUGGUUAUUUGUUCGGAAGGUUCCCGAGUAUAUGUUUAAUAGGGAGUUUCAGAACACUCAGAACCACAUGCUUAAAUUUCUUCUUGAGUUGAACAAAUCCAGCGAGGAUGAGGACCUCUACCCUUUCAGGCUUUCUGAAACCAUCCGCAGUCUAAUGUACGAGAAUCUGGUUUCUGACCACACUCUUGAGCUGCUUGUCAAGUACGUUUUAAGGCAGUUUAUGCACGUUUCCAACAUUGAUAGAAGGCACUUUAUGAAUGCGAUGUUUUUAUGGGCUGACGUUGAGCCCAUUUGCAAGCCUGCCAGGCUCCUCAAGAGGCCCAUGUACCAGCUAAUUAAAUACGGAGGCUACAGGGGAGCUGAGGUUAAGAAGAUUGAACCUCAAGAUACAAAGAAACUAUCCUAAUAUCAUAACACAUUUA